This is a messenger RNA of Brachypodium distachyon (stiff brome), 3022 nucleotides long. RefSeq lists its product as uncharacterized. Gene Ontology annotation, biological process: RNA polymerase III preinitiation complex assembly. Bases 178 to 2745 code for a protein of 855 amino acids. Gene Ontology annotation, cellular component: transcription factor TFIIIB complex. The transcript has 13 exons. Lineage: Eukaryota; Viridiplantae; Streptophyta; Magnoliopsida; Poales; Poaceae. The record is from RefSeq and is a predicted model, not a curated record. Gene Ontology annotation, molecular function: TFIIIC-class transcription factor complex binding.
GCCACCUGUACGAGCGACCCAGCCCCCUCGCUCCGCGGAUCUUCUUCCUCCUGGCGCGAGCGCCGCCACUCAUCACGCUGCCGUGUGCCCGAGCCCCCUAGCUCGUCUUCCUCCUUGCUCGAGCGCCUCCACCGCAGGUCUAAAUAGUUUUCUUGGAAACCGUAGCGGUGCUUGGACAUGAUUGAUGACGAGGCUGACUUGGCCAACAUCGCGGAUGCCCUGGAAGAAGAUGUGCAAGCCGCUGCAAAGUUUCGUCCCAAGCCUCGGGCCAAGUCCCGAAAGCCAUCCAUGGCAUCCAGAUCUCAAUUGCCCAAUCCUCGUGUGGAAAAACCCGAUGAGAAGGUCGAGGCAUCAAACCAGGAUAAUUUGUCUCAAGAAAUAACGCCGUCGACCCUCCCUGCCAGCGAAAUUACUGGUGCUGCAGCAGCAGCUUCCGAGGGUGGUUUUGGCACACUUUCUGAUGAUGUGUCGACAGUCUCUGCUGUAGGUAGAGUUUCUCCAAGUGAAGACCGCAGUCACGAUCUGUCUGAAGUGCAUACGCACCAAGGAAACUUGGUGGUUUCAGAUAGCCAAGCAUCAUCCUCCCAUUUAGGUGGCAAGACAAUUGAUGAUUUGGCUGAUUUUGAAGGUCUGUGUGACUCAAAUGCUGAACAGGAAAGGGUUGCAAAGUUCAAGCCAAAGAAUCAGCUGAAACUCAGCAAGGCAGCAUCCAAGUCACGGAAGGUGGACCAAAAGGCGGUAGCUUCCACUAUAGACGUGGCCUCACAAAGUAAAGAUACUAAUCAAGCUCGUACAGAUCAAGAACCUGUACAUACCUCAGAUUCUCAAACAUCUUUGGGAACCAGUAAUAGUGUAGUUGACAAUUUAGCUGACCAGGAGAGCAUCCUUGAGGAACCUGUUCAAGAGGAAACGGUUGCAAAAAUAGUCUCUGAAUCGCGAGAUGUGGUAUCUCAAGAUGCAAGAAUUGACAGCCCUGAUGAAGUCCUCACCAGUGAUAUACAUCCAAAACCUAGAGAUCAAGAAGCCAUUGCAGUUCCAGACUCUUGGCCACCACAGGACGAUACUAACAUUGAUUUAGACUCUCAAGAGGAGCUUAUAAAUCAUCACAUUGAUGAUACUCAACAGAUCGUUGAAGAACCCUCAGCGCGGUCGCCGGCUCCUCCCAUAAUGCCCCGCCCGCUCCCACGCCACACCGCCGCCGGCUGCGCCAUCGGCUCCCCCGACCCCGCGCAGCUCGCCCCCGCCGCUGGACUGCCGCAAGCCGACCCUCCCGCCACUGAGCUCGCCGACAGGCACCACCACGAGGCCAGCAGCAGCCGUUUUCCUCCCACGACCAGCAGCAGCAGCUCUCGUCCUCCUCGGUUCCUCGCUGAAGCAACUGCUAAAUUUCAACCGAAUGUUAAAAGGAAAAAGGGCAAAGGUAAAUCAGUAACGUUUAUUCUACCGAAUGCUUCUGACGGGGUGGCUCCUGCUGAUACCAGUUCCGAAUGGAGCAACAUCAACCAUUAUUGUAAUGACUUAGGGGCGGACGAAAGUUUGAACAACUUGCUUGAGCAAACAGCUCAAAAGGAAUGUACUAACAGGGAGAGCCAGUACCAUGAGGGGGGACCAUCAGAUCAUGCUGUUGAAAAACAACCAGAUUUAUCUAUGAAUCUAAGAAGCAGGAAAAAAGUCCUGAAAGUUGGGAUGUCUGAGCACACCACUGAUAAUAAUUUUGAUGAAGACUACGUCGAACCUUUAGCAGCCGAACAAGAUAAUGAUAGUGGCGAAGAGUACAUUGCUGGAGGAAAGCUGAAGGUCAGGAGAAAGUCAAGGGCGAAAGAUACAAAUAAAGAACCUUUGAGGGGUUCCAAGCGCACCUCGAAGGAUUCCACUGUAGAAGAAUCACAACAGCAGAAGCUUCAGAAAGAAAAAGGUGAAGUAACACCACGGGGUCGUAAGAGAGCCUCAAAAGAUACAUUGGCAGAACAGCCUGCAAAGAAGCUUGCUCACAGAAUUCGUCAAAAAAGAACAAAAGAAUUCAGAACUUUAUUGGAAAAACCUGAUCAUGAGAUAGAUCGCAUGAAGCUAAGUGUGACGCAUCUCAGGUUGUUACAAGAAGCGAGAGAGCGAAUUAAGAGUAAAACAAUUCCGUCAGGCCCAUCCUACUCUAAUCAAAGCUCCCAGUUUGGAGAUACGGAUGAUUUUGAUCCUUUUGGAGAGUAUGAUAACGGGAGAACAGAGAAUCACAUGUUUGAAAAUACCAAACUUAAUUAUCAUUCAUACAUGAACAAACAAACACGAGCCAAAUGGUCAAAAACUGACACUGACUUAUUUUACCAGGGUCUUCAACAGUUUGGUAGUGACUUCGCCAUGAUACAACAACUAUUCCCUGACAAGACCCGCGAUCAGGUGAGGCAAAAGUUUAAAACCGAGGAGAAAAAGCAUCCAAUGCAAGUUCACGACGCUAUCCUACAUCGCUCGAGAGAUAAUUCAUAUUUAAAACAAGUGAUAAAAAACCUCAACAUCGAAGAUUUGCCGAUAGGCAUCAACAAAAGUACGCAUAAACAAGAGGACACAUCGAAUGAAGUAAACCCUGGAAACGAGAAUAUGCUGGAUGAUAUCAUCGACGGCGAGGAAGAGAAUGACCCGAAUUGGUCGGAUAAAGGGCAGGGCACGCAGGUGGGGUCAGAGGUCGAGGAAGCGGGGGAGCCUGUUUCUUCUGCAAAAGCUGAUCCCGACCUUGAUGUGUUUGAUUGGUACUAGCCCGGCAACCAAUCGUGGUAACAUCGAUUCGUGCUCUCAUGAUUCUGCCAAUACUGUGAUCUAGAGACAUACAAUUUCCCUUGUGAAAUUUUUUUUUGGCUCACGGGAUUGCUUAGAUAACUGAUGCAAACUGUACAUUAACCAGGCCGAAUACAAUUUUGUUGUACUCUUGCUUCUAUGAUGUCUAGAACCAGAACAUAUGGGUAUAGUAGUGUGAUUUUCUUGAUGCAUCAUAAAACAGCCAUGUUGUGUCAUCCUCUUAGCCGAGGAACUUAAA